AUGGCAAGCACCGCGCCGCUGAUGCUCCUCUUCCGCGUGCUCCUCGCGGGGCUGGCGCCGACCACCGCGGGCGCCGUAGACGAGGGGACGCUCGGCGGAGAGGGACCCGCCGCUGGGACUCCGUGCGAGCUCAAGAGCGUUACCGUCUCCACGCUGCCCGUGCUCCGGGAGAACGAGUUCAGCUUCACCGGUGUAAGCGCCUCCGGGAGCUCGGUCGGAGGAGGCGGAGGGGGCGCCUCUGCCGGAGCAGGUGGCACCGCCGGAGGAGGAGGUGGGGAAUCGCGGCUCCUGUUAUUCGUCAGGACGGAUCUACCUGGGCGGAUUUCCGUAAUGGAUGAUCUCGACAACACGGCUCUGCCUUACUUCGCACUCGAGAUGUCGGGCAGGGGGGAAGACAUUGCCCAGGUGCACUGGAAGCAGCAGUGGCUGGAGAACGGGACACUUUACUUCCACGUCUCCAUGACGGAGUCAGAAACAGCGGACCAGACCACACAGGCCUCUGCACGGGAGCCAGUAUACGUCACACAUGAACACAUGCAUCUGUUGCACAUCUCGGUAAUGGGUGGCCUCAUUGCCCUGCUACUGCUUAUACUCCUCUUCACCCUGGUGCUGUACACCCGUCACCGAUGGUGCAAGCGCCGCAGGAUCCCACAAAAGAGCGCCAGCACCGAGGCCACCCAUGAGAUCCACUACAUCCCCUCAGUACUGCUUGGACCCCAGGGCCGGGACAGCUACCGGGGCUCACGGAGCACCCACCAGCACGGCAGCUCCGUCAUCGGCGUGCCUAUCCGAGAGACGCCAAUCCUCGACGAUUACGACUGUGACGACGAGGACCCGGUGGGACGCUCGUUGAACUCCACUCCCAACCAGCUGCACAACAAAGUGAACGACGGGACGAUCCAGAAGGACUAUGGAAUCGGCAUCAACUAUGGCGAACCCACUGAUAUUAAGGAGGAUGAUCUCACGCAUUCUUUUCACAAACGAAACACUGACCCAAGCAGAGAGGCAGUGGAAGAUUUGAUGCAGCGGUUCCAGGAGAGCUUCCGUGUUCCCAAAACACCACCAGACAUUUCUCGCUACCAGCACGUCACCCACAGUUCAUCUACUGGCCGCAGGAGGGUCCCCAGCCACACAAGAGUGCCACCGCGUGGUGGAUACCUGUUUGGUCCUCAAGGAGAAUCGGGGUCAGAGCCCGAGGAUGACAACCAGAUAAAGUUUUACACCGAGCAGAACAGAGGACGACGGCGCAGCAAAGGCCAACCACACAGCCCUCUAAACAAGGUCACCCUGACGCUGAUUACCAUCAGCACCUGUGUCGUUGCCAUUGUCUACGCCACGCAGGAUUCCUGCCCACUCACGGUCAAGGUCACGCUCCAUGUACCUGAACACUUUGUCGCAGAUGGAAGUAGCUUCGUCAUUGGUACGGGCAGCUCCUUGGAUGUUUCCAACUGGCUCAACCCAGCCAAGCUCAUCCUAUACUAUCAGACCAAUUCAUCGACACAGUGGGUCCGAGACUACUGUGGCCAGAGGACCACAGACCCAUGUGAGCAGAUUUGCGACCAGGAUACAGGAGAAUGCAGCUGUCACGAUGGCUAUUCCCCAGAUCUAGUCCAUACACAUCUCUGUAUUCGAAGUGACUGGGGUCAGAAUGAAGGACCUUGGCCAUACGCUAACUUGGAGAAAGGUUAUGACCUGGUUACAGGCGAACAAUCCCCAGAGAGGAUCUUCAGAUCACUCUACAGUCUGGGCCAAGGCGUGUGGCUGCCGGUCAGCAAGAGCUUUGUGAUGCCGCCGGUGGAGCUGUCCAUUAAUCCCAUUGCCAGCUGUAAAACAGACGUGCUGGUGACCGAAGACCCGGGAGAAGUCAGGGACGAAGCCAUGAUGUCUACAUAUUUUGAGACAGUUGAGGACUUGCUAGCGUCUUUUGGCCCUGUCCGUGACUGCUCUACAGACAACGGAGGCUGUAAGAAGAAUUUCAAGUGCGUUUCGGACCGACAGUUGGACUCAUCUGGCUGCAUGUGUCCUAAUGGGCUGAGGCCGAUGAAGGAUGGCGCCGGUUGCUAUGACUACUCCAGGGGCAUCGACUGCACGGACGGCUUUAACGGAGGAUGUGAACAGCUAUGUCACCAGCAGAUUGUGCCCCUCGAAGAUGAGCCCGGGUCCAGCAACGUGCUCAUGUACUGCGGUUGUGUGCAGGAGUACAAACUGGCGGCAGAUGGUCGUUCGUGUCUGUUGCAGUCCGACAACUGCGAGGGUCCAAAGUGUCCACGGCAGGCAGUCCACUUCAAUGCCACCUUGUUUGGAGAGAUGCUGCGAGGAUACAACAACAAAAGCCAACAAGUCAACCUGGGGCAGAUCUUCCAGAUGACUUUCCGAGAUAACAACUUCGUUAAGGACUUCCCCCAGUUAGCCGACGGCCUCAUGGUUCUCCCGCUGCCAGUGGAGGAGCAGUGCAGAGGCGUGUUGUCUGAACCGCUGCCAAACUUGGACCUCCUCACAGGUGAUGCCAAGUUUAAUGAGGCUUCAGGCUAUCCCAUGGUACAACAGUGGCGAGUGCGGAGCAAUCUAUACAAAGUCAAGCUCAGUUCCAUCACCCUGGCUUCAGGUUUCGCAAAGGUUCUCAAGACGUUGUCGGGUGACAGUACACGUGAGGAGCUGCUGGCGUUCUUGCAGCAAUAUGGCAGUCACUACGUUUCAGAGGCACUGUACGGCUCAGAGCUCAGCUGCACUAUCUACUUCCCCAACAAGAAGGCCCAGCAACAGCUGUGGCUCCAGUACCAGAAAGAGGCAACAGAGCAAGGGGUUGGUGGUGGCGGCGGGCGUCAUGAGCUCAAGUCUAUGCCCUUCAUUAGCUACCUGACAGCCUUGCAGAAGACACAAUUGUUGUCUGAUGAUGCAGUCAAUGGCGUGGAGAUCCGCUGCGAGGAGAAGGGCAGCUGCCCGCUCAGCUGCCACCUGUGUCACCAUCAGGCUGGGGUGCCAGGAGGAGUUGCCGCGAGGGGCCGCAGCAGGGGCGGUGAGCAGCCUUCGCCUGUCCCCGUCCUGUUGGAAGUCAGCCGCGUGGUGCCCCUCUACAGUCUGGUCCAGGACAAUGUCACCAAAGAGGCCUUCAAGAGCGCCACAAUGAGUUCAUACUGGUGUGCCGGAAAGGGCGACGUCAUUGAUAACUGGUGUCGCUGUGACCUGAGUGCCUUCAGCAAAGAUGGCCUGCCUAACUGCAGUCCCCUCAGACAGCCCGUCUUGCGACUAGCCCCUUAUCUGGAGCCCUCAAGCACAAUGGUUGCCUUAGAGUGGCUAGAUGUGGAGCCCCUGAUUGGCUGCAAGGUUUCGGACUACAUUAUUCAACAUAAACGUGUAGAAGACCCCUCUGAGGCAGAGGUCUAUACAGGUGAAGUGUUGAGCCUGUUGGACGAUCUCUUUUCGGGUUUGGGAUCAUCCUGUGUCGUGCCCGGGAAAAGGAGCGGCGAACAUCCACACACACUUCUUUAUUCCAUCGUCUUCAAGUGCCUGGAGCCUGACAGUCUCUACAAGUUCACUCUCUAUGCAGUGGACAGCCGGGGCAGUCACUCUGACUCCAGCUAUGUUUCUGUACGGACGUCCUGCCCAAUGGUUGAUGAUAGCCGAGCAGAAGAGAUCGCAGACAAAGUGUACAACUUGUACAAUGGCUACACAAGUGGCAAGGAACAGCAGCUGGCGUACAACACCUUGAUGGAAAUCCCUCCCCCAUUGCUCUACCGAGUUCAGCACCACUACAAUUCCCUGUAUGAGAAAUUUGGCGACUUUGUGUGGCGCAGCGAGGACGAGCUAGGCCCCAGAAAAGCCAACCUGAUCCUCCGAAGGGUGGAGAAAAUCAGCCGCUAUUGCCGCUCCCUCCUGCGCAGCACUCACAUCCAAAGCCGCACUGAUACCAUGGCCUACGUUUACUGCCGUAGCGACAACGGCCGAACACCUGACGGCAGCACCGUGUGGAGCAGCUCUUUACACGAAGGCCGCACCGCCUGCACAGAGAAGCUGAUUUCUGUCCAGCGCAAUACGUACAGCAACACCAAACUCCGGUGA
Nerophis lumbriciformis (worm pipefish) is the source of this 4059-nucleotide messenger RNA. Lineage: Eukaryota; Metazoa; Chordata; Actinopteri; Syngnathiformes; Syngnathidae. The record is from RefSeq and is a predicted model, not a curated record.